AUGCCGGUCUCAGAGUCUGUUUUCCUGCAUGUUGUUCCACAGCCAGCAUCAUCUGCAGAUCCCUCUGCUUUUCUUCCAGGGGCUCUCCAACCCCCCGAACUCUCGGUACAGCCAAAUUAUCCCGAAUACUUUGAAGGCGAGAGGGUUGUGCUCAUAUGCUCAGCUUUCCCAAACGGGACGGUGGAGGGAUACAGGUUCUUCGAUCAGGACGGGCAACAGAUUGUCAAAAUGGCUGCCGACCCUUAUCAAAAGGGCAAACUGGUUUUGAGGGCUGAAUCGAGCAAGAUGGGAAAUUACAGCUGUGAUUACUGGACGGGGAAAGCUGAUACCGAGGUCACAUCUGCACAAAGCCACUCCGUCUCCCUACAAGUGAAGGAAGCCCCGGAAGCCCCCACCCUCUCUUUGAACCCCAACCUCAUCGAGUACAACCUGGGAGAUUCGGUCAGCCUUGUGUGCUCAGCUCCACCUGAAACGAAGAAACUCAAGGAGUUCCAGUUUUAUGGCGACAGAAUUAGCAUCUCAGCUGUGGCUUCAUACGGCAACAUCUACAUGUACAACAUAAGCAUCAUGGAACUCAAGGAUGUGGGACUCUUCAGGUGUGGCUACAUAGUGCAUCUUUCUGGACGGAAAGUUAUUUCGAAGAAGAGUAACCCUGUCACUGUUGUUGGACUAGGUGCCAGAUGGGAACGGAUGUUGGCUAUUGGCGGGUCCUUCUUCACCAUCAACAGCUUCAUCUUCCUCAUCUCCCGCUGGUGCUUUUAAAA
Lacerta agilis (Sand lizard) is the source of this 764-nucleotide messenger RNA. RefSeq lists its product as uncharacterized. The record is from RefSeq and is a predicted model, not a curated record. Gene Ontology annotation, biological process: cell surface receptor signaling pathway. The coding region runs from base 1 to 762 and encodes 253 amino acids. The transcript is spliced from 5 exons. Lineage: Eukaryota; Metazoa; Chordata; Lepidosauria; Squamata; Lacertidae. Gene Ontology annotation, molecular function: transmembrane signaling receptor activity.